Molecule: messenger RNA, 1079 nt
Organism: Micropterus salmoides (largemouth bass)
Lineage: Eukaryota; Metazoa; Chordata; Actinopteri; Centrarchiformes; Centrarchidae
Gene: meaf6
Product: MYST/Esa1-associated factor 6
Exons: 9
Coding region: 32-652 (206 amino acids)
Cellular component (GO): NuA4 histone acetyltransferase complex
Source: RefSeq, a predicted model, not a curated record
GUUUUGUUUCUAGAAACUAGCUUCAUCCAUCAUGGCGAUGCAUGCGAAGGCGACUCCGCCACAGAUCCCGGACACCCGCCGGGAGCUGGCUGAACUGGUGAAGAGGAAACAAGAACUCGCUGAGACGCUGGUGAACUUGGAAAGACAAAUAUAUGCAUUUGAAGGCAGCUACCUAGAAGACACCCAGAUGUAUGGUAACAUCAUCAGAGGAUGGGACCGGUACCUCACCAACCAAAAAAACUCCAAUAGUAAGACUGAUCGAAGGAAUAGGAAAUUCAAGGAGGCAGAGCGUUUAUUCAGCAAGUCUUCUGUCACAUCAGUUGCAGCGGUAUGUGCACUCGGUGGGAUUCCUGAUCAUAUGAAUGAAAAACGUGAGGCGGGCAGUGGCACAGAAAGUGACGGCUCUCCAGAUCUCCAGAACCAAGAGAACGAGCCCAGUCAGGAGGACACAGAAGAUGUGGACUCAACGCUGCAGGACCUAAAGCCUCAGAAGGCUGCCUCAUCUUCCUCCUCAGGCAGCCAUCAUGCUAGCCACAAGAAGAGGAAGAACAAAAAUAGACACAGGCCAAUGCACCCUUCUGCCAUGUUUGAUUAUGACUUUGAAUUUGACAUGAAGGUUAACAAGAAGCCGAGAGCUGAUUAUUCAACUUAACAAGGAUGACUGGAACACCGGGACACACAUGAAGACAUACAUAUGUGUAAAGAAACACAAGAUUUCUGGACUUUUAUGCCUUUUGAUUUUCGGUUGUCAUAUUUCAGCCUGUACUGUGUGUAUUGCUUGAAACAUUCCCCUGCCACCUACCUUUGGUCGUGGUUAAGAUGUUUGACCUACCAAUUAAGUAGAUAUAUGGUGUUGCAUGUUACUUGAGCCCUGAUGAGGCCCACCUCCAGUAACACACCAUCUUGUAUAGUGUUAAAAAAGAUUGUAUUUAUUAUGUAGUUAAUUUCCAUGUUUCCCAUUGUCAGAAAGUUGUUUUUUUUGUUAAAUGUCACAUGGUCGUGUAACAUUUGUAAACCCCGGAUUCUUUUAUUACAUGGAUUGUUUUUCAAAAAAAUAAAAUACCAGUAACAUGAACAUA